Suillus discolor is the source of this 2121-nucleotide messenger RNA. RefSeq lists its product as uncharacterized. NCBI's taxonomy places the organism in Eukaryota, Fungi, Basidiomycota, Agaricomycetes, Boletales, Suillaceae. The transcript has 8 exons. The record is from RefSeq and is a predicted model, not a curated record. The coding region runs from base 1 to 2121 and encodes 706 amino acids.
AUGGUUACAUCGGGUGCGCGCCACUAUAUCCUACGGCUGCUAUCUCGCUGCGCACUCUUGCUGCAUACCGUCAAAUGCAUCGAUCAUACUCCCUAUCGGCCAUACCUCAACAUACAGUUCUCGGCUGCUUACGAUGUCUAUCUAGAAAUACUUCACCGUGUGAAACAACGUCUUUCGGCAGCACUCAAUCAUGACACGCUGGACUGGCACAUGCUCAAUUCAUGCCCAGCUUGCUUCUAUAAGCUAGAGGAUGAGCCAGCGCUAGAAUUUGAUUGGCUGGUAUCCAUCGACAGCAAUAACAGUUUGAAACGCUGGGACUCCACUAUUUAUGGCUCAAACCAACGCAUUGAUUCUCGUAAGGCACAGUCAGAUUAUUGGCUUGAUCCCUGCGAUGUAGACCUGUUUAAGGAUGAAGUCAAAACACGAGAAAGGGACACAAAUGAUGAUAACUGGGAGGAUGAAAUGAUCGCAGCCGAAGGCACUAUCCCAGCAUUCAAUUGUGUCAACCGAUGGCGUAAUGCUGGUCCAGAAACUCGCAAAAAAAUGUUUGCGGUCUUCGAUGAAUCCAGGAUCUUUAUUGCAGCAUGCUGUCAUAGAUUUGUUGUUCUAGCCUGCGACAUGAUACGGAGUGGAGAAUUAGCAAAAUACCCGCUAGCUAUAAUUGAGAAGCUCCUCGCCAUAUACGGGAAAAAUGGUGGCUGUGCAUAUGAUAUCAGAUGCGCUUUUUCAAAGACGCUGACAAACAGUUCCUUGGGUAUGCGAGCGCGCGAGUUAAACCUUCGUCUCAUGGUGGGCGCGUUUCAUGGACAUGCCCAUAAUCGUAAGUGCCAGCUAGACUGGCAUCCCAUGUACAUUCCGGGAACUGGACACACUGAGGGCGAAGGGUGCGAACAUGUGUUCUCAUCAUCAAAUGAGCUUGCUCGUAGUACAAGACAUGCAAGUCCAUUCCACCGGCGUCAGACUAUCAAAGAACAUUUUUCAUUUUGGGAUGCUGACAAGUACGCCACUCUCAGCAAUUUCAUUUGGAACCACUAUCGCGAGGCACUAAACUCUAUUCAGACGCUCACUGUUGAGCUAGCUACCAUCAAAGCUGAGCUAUGUCUCACUGAUGAAGAUCUUUCUCAAUUUCUCAAAGACGAAUGUGAUUAUCUUGAUGGAUUGAAGCUGCCGCCAGUCAGAGACCAACUCUGCAUACGCUAUGUCGAAGUUCUCGAUGAGCUUGCUCAACAACGUAGUUUAGAGGAGAUCAACCAUGCCCUCAGCCAAGCUUGGAUUCGCGUGGACUCUUCCUAUGCGAAGUUACAGCACGCUGAGGGGCUUGUCGCACAUGUCGAGAUUCAAUUGGCUGUGGACCAGUGGUGGGAGAUCGGUGGGCCAGAGUACCAACACUUUAAGGAGGAGGCGUCUCUGGGUAAGUACCGCACUGCCCUAGACGAGCUUGAGCGUCUCGUGGUGAUGAGGCUAUUUGAACUUUCCAAACUGUCGUUAUCGGGCACAGGGUACAAACUACAUCAGCAGAUCGGCAAGGCUCUACAAUGUCGUUCGGAUGCCAUCCGUAAUGCUAUUAAUUGCUACAACACACAGGCCGCAGCCCUAAAUCCACCACGUCCCAAGAUCUCUUGGAAAGAUAUUGCUGAUUAUGGUUUUCUAGGCGAAUUUGAUCUUCUGCGAUAUUCUCGCAAUGAUAUUCGAAGCAGUGAUUGGUCAAAGCCAGGACAUCGAGAAGCAACCACUAAAUUCUUCAAACUUUGUCGAGCGUGUGAAGAAAUCACUCGACUCAAUGUUGAAGUCUGCCGGUUGCACACCUCCAUUCAUGAUGAAGAACUUCACAUGUUUACCGUCAUACAAGAACUUCUGAUUUCAGAUCCACACCUAGGCCACAAGCUGCAAUGCCAACACCAUCCGCGUGCAGCUAUUAAUACAGUACAUCACUACCGCUUGAAUCGCAUUGAGAGUCUCACAAGUUUUUCUGGAGUCAGGGGGGUUGGUCAACCCAAAAAUCUUGCGCAUAUCUCGCCAAUCAUUGAUACUGAGGAUACAGACGUGGAUGCCAUCGAUCGCGAAGAGCAAGACACAUUAACGGAGGACAUGGCUGAUUUUUUACAGUCGAUCAUCAACUAA